This is a messenger RNA of Prunus armeniaca (apricot), 1266 nucleotides long. The record is from the annotation of a GenBank genome assembly. Lineage: Eukaryota; Viridiplantae; Streptophyta; Magnoliopsida; Rosales; Rosaceae.
AUGGGGGUCAAAACUGAUUUGCAACCCGAAUAUGGAGAAAGACGUACUCGUUUGCCUCCCGGGCCUUGGAAUUUGUCAAGAGCAAAGAAGAGAGAGGUUUGCAAUUCUUUCUAUGGUAUGAAGGUCCCUGAAGGUUAUUCUUCAAAUAUAAAAAAUCUUGUAUCUUUACAAGAUUCAAGACUUCUUGGCCUUAAAUCACAUGAUUGUCAUACCUUAAUACAACAAUUGCUCCCUGUGGCAAUUCGUUCUGUUUUGGAGAAGCCUGCAAGGUAUGCAAUAACUCCUUUGUGCUUCUUCUUCAAUGCUAUAUGUGCAAAGACGGUUGAUGUUUCCAAGCUAGAUAAGUUGGAAGAAGAUGUAGUAGUUACUUUGUGUUUGCUUGAGAAGUACUUUCCCCCUUCAUUCUUUGAUAUCAUGGUUCAUCUAGUAGUACGUCUUGUCAGAGAAGUUCGUCUAUAUGAGCCAGUAUAUUUUAGAUGGAUGUAUCCGUUUGAAAGAUAUAUGAAAGUGCUAAAGGGGUAUGUUCAGAAUCGUACUCGUCCCGAAGGUUGCAUUGCUGAGCGGUAUAUAGUUGAAGAAGUUGUAGAGUUUUGUACCGAGCAUUUAUCUGAUGUUAAUACAGUUGGAGUGCCUUCAAGCCAAAAGAUGGGAGUUUCAAAGCCAUUAUCAGGUUGCACAGUGAGCGUAGUUAAUCAGGACCUGUUGAACCAAGCACAUCUAUAUGUCUUGGAGAAUACGGAGGAAGUCCUACCUUAUAUCGAGCAACAUAUGAUCCACAUCAAGAACGCUUAUCCAAAAUUUAGAAAGAGAACAAAGUGGCUGCAAGAUAAGCACAAUAGCAUUUUCAUUCAAUGCCUACGCUUCAAGGUUCAAAGUGAACUUAAUGAGGAAGACAAUCAUGGCGCAUCAGAAAAUUUCAGGUGUGAUUGGAUAGAUAGUACUUCUGGUAUUGUAGUCGACGAACUUGGAUUUACCCGUGUAGAUUUGAGUAAAAUUGGACAUAGGAAUUACCAAUUUGUUUUGGCUUCUCAAGUCAAACAAGUAUUUUUUGUUGACGACCCGAUGCAUCAUGGUUGGCCGGUAGUGUUAUUAAUGCCUAAUAGAGAAUAUAAUGAUGUUAUUGGUGAUGAUGUCUUAGGUGAUGUGAGAAUUGAGUGUGAGCCAUUUACUAUAGGAAUGCCAAAUGUUGACACAUUUGAUGAACUAGUGGGUGAGUUUGGGAGUCAAAAUAUUCGAGAUGGGUGUGAAGAUAUAUGGAUUGAAUGA